AUGUCUAAGACCUACGACCUCUACAUCCCCGGCCCCUACGAGAGCUUCGCGCAAGAUGCGACCGAGGAGCGCACAGAGUCGGGUGGCAACAGUGUGGGCUCAGGCACCGAGAGUGAGGGCCAAGGAGGUGGCGGAUCCCACAGCGAAGGCACGCAGGAGCAAUCCGGUGGCGGCGGCAGCGGCGGCAGUGCGGGGCAGGACUCAGGCUAUCAGCCCGGCGGCGGCAAGAAAACCGCCAGCGGUGAGGUGGGCUAUGAGUCCUUCGCCAAGCCCUGGGUCAUCGAGUACGCGACGGAGGAGGGCGGGCGGAACGCCUUCGACUACGAGGGCAAGGAGUUCGCCUCCGGAGGCAUGCAGAUGGGCGGAGUCCAAGACUACGCGGAGUACAUGGAGCAGUACGCCGGGCAAUGGGUGCCGGAUCAGGCCUCUGCGCUGUCGCACCAGAGCUCCCAUGAUGCCCACGAACACGAUGCCCACGAACACAAUGCCCGUGACGCGCACGACGAGCGUGAUGGACAUGAUGCCCACAACGCUCACGAGGACAAGUCUCACGAGGCGGACGACGCAAAGGACGAUGACGACUCCCACGAGGCGCACGAUGAGAAUGGCCACAACCACGGCUUCCCCGAAGCCUCGGCCCAGGAAGCGCACCACGAGAAGGGCUCGCACACGCCCAAACAUGUGCGCGGGUCCAAGCAUGGACAUGCCCACGGCGAUGCGCUUCAUGACGGCAAGGCGUCGAAGGGCGAUGAGGCGCCGGCGCCAGCGCUCCUGGCAGAGGAGCCGAUGAAGGCCCACCCCAUGCAGCCGGUGCGGUUCUCCUGGGAUCCCAAGGCCGAGGCCCUGGCCUCUGCGCGCCGAUCCGUCCGCGAGCUGCAGCAAGCGGCGCAGGACCCAGCCUAUGCCUCCUGGACCUUGUCCAAGCGCGGGAAGUUGGUGCCCGCUUCGCGCGCGGAGAAGCUGCGGAAAGCCAUGGAGGACAUCAGGCUGUUGACCCGUCGGCCGCUGGACGCGCAGUCCCUGCAGGAGCUGGAGGAUGCCAGCCGGGCCGCCUCCGGGGCCAUCACCAGGCUCGAGGAGGCGGAGACGCAGCAGCUGCGGCUGCGCGCCCAGGCGGCGUCCAAGGCCAUGCGCCAGGGCGCUGCCGAGUGGACGGCCAGGGUGAGGGAGGCCGCCCAGGACCCGGAGCUCCGGGAGCAGGCGUCCCGCGCGGGAGCGGAGCUGCAGAAGUCUCUCACAGCGGCCCUCACGACGCAGACGCAGAAGAGCAUGCAGGAGCUUUUGGCCCACGCGGAGCAGCGCAGGGGGCUGCUGCGGGGCGUGGUGGAGGCGGUGGACGUAGGGCCGCAGGCGUCUUCGGAGGAGCUCAAGGAGGCGUCUCUGGAGGUGGGCCAGGCAAGCCAGGCGUUGGCAAGGCCCCCGAUGGCCGAGCAGCUCAAGGUGGUCUCGGGUUCUUGGCUGCUUCUCCUCGUGACUGGCAGCGGCCUGCUCUGCUGCGCUGCCGGAUUCCUCCGGCGCGUGGACGGGGCAUCAAAGCAAAGGGAGUCCAAGGAGAUUGCUCUCCUGAACCUAGCUUAG
Messenger RNA from Effrenium voratum, 1578 nucleotides. The record is from the annotation of a GenBank genome assembly. NCBI's taxonomy places the organism in Eukaryota, Dinophyceae, Suessiales, Symbiodiniaceae.